GAGAUGAAGUCAGAAAUACGUUUCUGAGAACAAAAAAAAAAAAAAAGGAAAGAGCUGUAGAUUUUGAUUUGAUCAGAUUCUCUAAGACUUUUGCGAGUCGAUCUGAUCCGAUCCUCAUCCUCAUCCUCUUCUCUCGCCUGUGAGUCAGUUGGUCAUCGAAAAUGGCGCCGAAAUUCGACACGGAGAAGAUGCAGGAACGCCAGAACUUCCGCAACGUCUGGCACACCGAUCUCACUCACAGCAUCCAGGGCGAUACUCCUUAUUGCUGCUUUGCGCUGUGGUGUUCCCCUUGUGCGUCAUAUUUGCUUCGCAAACGUGCGCUUUACAAUGACAUGUCAAGGUACACUUGCUGCGCCGGUUACAUGCCUUGUAGUGGCAGGUGUGGAGAAGCCAAAUGUCCUCAACUUUGUCUUGCCACUGAGGUCUUUUGCUGCUUUGGAACCUCUGUGGCAUCCACUCGUUUUCUUCUUCAAGAUGAGUUCCAGAUUCAGACGACGCAGUGUGACAACUGCAUCAUUGGAUUUAUGGUUUGCCUCAGCCAAGUGGCUUGCAUAUUCUCCAUAGUUGCAUGUAUCGUCGGCAUUGAUGAGCUUUCUGAAGCUUCUCAGCUGCUCUCUUGUUUAGCUGACAUGGUGUACUGCACGGUUUGCGCUUGUAUGCAGACACAACACAAGGUGGAAAUGGACAAGAGAGAUGGCAAGUUCGGUCCACAGCCGAUGGCGGUGCCUCCGCCUCAGGUAAUGUCACGUAUUGAUCAAGCAACUCCACCCGCAAUCGGUUAUCCUCCACAAGGUUACCCACCUUCUGGUUAUCCGCAACACCCGCCACAAGGUUAUCCACAACACCCACCGCAAGGUUAUCCACCUUCUGGUUAUCCGCAACACCCUCCACAAGGUUAUCCACCUUCUGGUUAUCCUCAAAACCCUCCAGCUUAUCCUCAAUACCCUCCCGGUCCGGCUUAUCCUCCUCAGGCUUACCCAAAGUAACUACUCUUUGCCUGGUUUCUCUGGAGACUUCUUUUUCAUCGUCCUUUUAAAUUCACAUUCAAGUCGUUGGUAUAUGAUGUGCUCUUGGUCAAAAGUGUUGAACGUUGGCGGAUUGUUUUGAGGUCAUUGUUUGUGUAAGACAUUACCUCUGCUGCUGUUGUUGUUACUGUCUGACACAUGCCUCUUGGACUGAGUCAUUUGAUGAUUUUUUUUUCUUAAGUCUUCUAAAUUCUUUUAUGGUAA
Messenger RNA from Brassica oleracea var. oleracea, 1229 nucleotides. RefSeq lists its product as uncharacterized. The record is from RefSeq and is a predicted model, not a curated record. Bases 162 to 986 code for a protein of 274 amino acids. The transcript has 8 exons. NCBI's taxonomy places the organism in Eukaryota, Viridiplantae, Streptophyta, Magnoliopsida, Brassicales, Brassicaceae.